UUGCUUUAUAAUAUUUUUUUUGUAGAAAAAGCUCUGAAAAACUCCCGAAUUAACAACAAUUUGAUCAACCUCUUUUCUUCUUCUUCAUCAUGCAUUUCUACAUCAAUCUCAUCAUUUUUAAUUGAUCCGAAGAAGGAAGAGGCUAGAGCAUCAAUCUUUUAAAAUAUAUUAAUCGGGGUUUCAAUUUGCAUUUCUUUGUUUUCUUUGAUAUUUCCUAUUUUAUUUUUCAAAAAAAAUAACCCUAAAAGAUCCUGGCGGCAAAAAUGUCCAUGGGAGAGAGAUCGCCGAGGAAUAAAUUGAAGUUCAUGAGCAGCUUUGGCGGCAAAAUCCUCCCUAGACCUUCCGACGGCCUUCUCAAAUACGUCGGCGGAGAGACUCGUGUCAUCGCCGUUUCUCCAGACAUCACAUUCGCAGAACUCAUGAAGAAACUCAUAGAAAUCACAGAGAACGACGUCGUGCUCAAAUACCAAAUCAUCCCUGAAGAUCUCGACGCCUUAGUCUCCGUAAAGUCCGACGAAGAUCUCAAACACAUGAUGGAUGAAUACAACCGUCACGAAGCUCCGAAGCUAAGAACGUUCUUGUUUCCAGCGAACCCAUUGGUUCUCGAGAAUCAGUUAGGUCCUAUCGAGCCACAAACGAUAGAGCAGCGCUACAUCGAAGCAGUCAAUGGAAUUCUUCGCAAGAGUGUUUCUCUUCGAGCCCCAAUCAGAACAAGACCUUCUUUCACCCUCUCUGCUAGUGCUUCUUCUUCUCCGAGAUCAGAAUCAUCACCUGAUGGAUAUAAUCACGAGCUGUCUGAAACUGGUAGCAGCUACCAGUUGAGCAGGCUUUACCCAAUGCAUAAAGUACAGAGCAGUCCAAACAUCACUCAACCACAUAGCUAUCACCACCACAGUGCUUACCUUCAGCCACCUAACAACUUGACUUGUAGGCUGCGACCACCACCAUCACCCCCUUUAGUUUUACAGAGAGGCUGGGAUCCACCCAGUAACGCCCAUAGCUCCGGUGGUGGUACUGGUAAUGGAAAGUUCGGGUGUAAUGAAGAACGUAGGUUCUGGGGCAGAACAGGUAGUGUUCCUCAAAGUCCUCUGAACCAUGUCCUUCGUCUCUGAUAUUGCUGCAUGACAUUUGCGGCAACCAUCUGUGUAUGUUUUCUUGUACAGUUUUCAACAUUUGUAGGUAUCUACUAAAUGUGUGCGCCUGCGUGCGUGAUAUGCUGCAGGAGAAUGUUUUUGUGAAAAGGCUGCAAGAUGUUAUAUAUAAUUGGUUUAUUGUAUGUGUUUGUAAAUCUGAUGAGAAUUUGUGGUUGAGAUCAUGGAUUAUGCGUUCAAACACAAAUUUUGUUGAAAUUCAUCUUUGAUAUUAAUCGUGUGUAUGAUAAAUUAAGAAAAUAGUUGGUAAGAGUUUGUCUAUAUUUCUUUUCAAGCGAAAUUAGAACUUUCUUAACUUGAUAACAU
This is a messenger RNA of Brassica napus (rape), 1457 nucleotides long. RefSeq lists its product as uncharacterized. Lineage: Eukaryota; Viridiplantae; Streptophyta; Magnoliopsida; Brassicales; Brassicaceae. The transcript has 2 exons. The record is from RefSeq and is a predicted model, not a curated record. Gene Ontology annotation, molecular function: protein binding. The coding region runs from base 264 to 1112 and encodes 282 amino acids.